GCGAAGCGCGAGCGCAUGCCGGGAACGCAGACAGGAGACAGCUCCACCACCGCCGUUCCUCCAAACCCUAACCCUAGGGCGAACCCAAAAAAACUUCAUCCCCGGCGCGCGCCUCAGAUCGGCGCAGCGGCGUUGAGCGAUGGGAAAGCGGAAGGAGCGUCGCCUGGCGGCCAAGGCGUCCUCGGGCCGCAGGGUCAAGCUCGAUCUCUUCCUCGAUCCUCCCCCCGGCGAGGCAUCCGUGAAAGAGGGAGUAGGAGGGGAAAACCGUGAGAAGCAAACUGGUGUUCCCACCUCACCAUCUUCCUCAGAUAAGAAGGAAAAUCCUCUAGCAUUGCUUGGGCAAUAUAGUGAUGAUGAAGAGGAAGAGGGAGCAGUGGAUCAACCCAUCGGGGAAGCCAAGGGGAGUCCAGCUGAUGCAAAUAGUAAGGUUAUUCAUGAUCAGGAUGCAAGUGGUGAUAAAGGCACUGUAGAUAGUGAACUGCCUGCUUCCAUUGGUGUUCAGCAAGAGGUAUCUCAGGCUGAUGAUGUCAAGAUUUUCACAGAAAAUGUUGCUGAGGAAAUAACUGUUGUCCCUGAGCCAACUCCAGAAAAUGAGUGUGUGACAGCAACGGAAGCUAUCCCAGAUUCAUCUGGCAUGCAAAUUGUUGGUGACAUUGGUGGGAAUUGGAAGGCAAUAAUGCAUGAACAGAGUAAUCAGUAUUACUACUGGAACACAAUUACUGGAGAAACUUCUUGGGAAAUCCCUAAUGCAUUAGCUUCGGGGGUCUCUGCUGAUGGAGUCACUUCUGCAUCUAUGCCUACUCAUAUGGAGUACUCUGUAGAAGCUCAUGCACACGUUCUUCCCCAUAGCAAUGGCGAAGCAUAUCCAAAUGAUGUGUCAGUUGGAAAUGGCACAGCAACUUAUUCUUCUAUGGGAAUGGUAUGUGGAAGUGGGGAGCUUACUCACAAUGCUUAUGCCUAUACUGGAGCUGUCGCUAGUCAUGAGUCGGUGAACAUUGAUCCGUUGCAGCUUGCAAAAUUUGGUGAGGGUCUACUGCAACGAUUGAAGCUGCUGGAAAGGCCACAUGUUGCCAUUGACAGUAUUGAAUUGAUAAAAAGAGAAAUCGAAAUGCGAAUAUCAGACUGCAAUGCACUCUCCUCGUAUGGUUCUUCUUUGCUUCCGUUGUGGUUGCAUGCUGAGGUGCAUCUUAAGCAUCUGGAACUAUCAGUUUCCAAAUUUGAAGCUAGCUACACUACCAAACCUGGAUAUCUGGAGACAGCGGAUGCAGAAUACAAAGCACCAAAUGAAGCUGAAGUUAUGGCAGAUGAAAAUGUCAAUGUUGAGGAGCCAUGUUCAACAUCAUUGGUUCAGAACCCACAAGAAGUUGCUGCAGCAGUUGUUUCAAAAGUUGAGUCAGAGAGUGAUGAAGAUAUGGAUGUGGAAAUGGAGGUCGAUGAAGAAAGUGUUGAAGAGCAGGGUGGUCCUGCUUCAGUGCCGAAUGAGGAACAUCCUUCAUCAGAGCAAGUGCGAUCGCCUACUUUGCCAUUGUUGGAUGAUUCUGCUCCUCCCCCACAGGAUGAUGGCAUUCCUCCACCACCACCACCAGAAGAGGAAUGGAUUCCACCUCCACCACCUGAGAAUGAACAAGCUCCUCCACCUCCUCCUGAGCCUGAAGAGCAUGUUGCGUCAUAUGCUCAGGCUGAUACACUCCCUCAGCCAUACGUAGACCAAGCAAACUUGGGUUAUAUGCUUCCAGGAGUGGAGUACUAUCCUGCUGUAGGUUCAGAUGGCACAAAUGCCAAUUACUAUAUGCAAGUGAGCGAGUCUCAUAUUCUUCAAUCGCAACAGCAUUCUUACUAUGCACCAGUGUCUACAAGUAGCAUACCUAUUCCUGUUGAUGCAACAUCCGUUCCCCCAGUACCAGGUUCUUACUAUGGCUAUCCUUCAGUCACUAUGGCUGCCACUGAGGUAGCAGCUGAAUCAUCUGGAUACUAUGCUUCGUCAACCUCUGCCAUUUCUAGUGGUGCAUUAGAUGGCAUAACUAGCUCAGCCUCCGUUGUUGAUACAAAUAGUAAUGUGAAUCCCAUGGAAUCUGAUAAAGUGAUAUCAAAGGAGCCCACAUUCGCCCCUUUGGGCCAAUCAGUAGGCGCAGCAUCAGCUUCAGGAACUACAGUACAUGGAGGUUCUACUCGAGCUUCUGCUAGUACCACUAAUCAGACUAAAGUUCCUCGUACUAAGAAGCGACCUGUGGCUGUUGCAUCCUCACUAAGGUCUAACAAGAAGGUCUCGAGUCUGGUGGAUAAGUGGAAAGCUGCAAAAGAGGAGCUUCGUGACGAAGAGGAAGAUGAACCUGAAGAUGCUUUGGAGGCCUUCGAAAGGAAACGCCGGAAGGAAAUAGAUGGGUGGCGUAAGCAACAAAUAGCCAGUGGAGAAGCUAAGGAAAAUGCAAACUUUGUUCCCCUUGGUGGCGACUGGCGUGACCGUGUGAAACGCAAAAGGAAAGAAGCAAAGAAGGAAUCAAAGGCUGAAUCUGUUGCGGCUGCUGAACAGCACAAAGGGCAGCCUGAUCUCACAGAGCUAUCCAAGGGUCUUCCUUCUGGGUGGCAGGCAUACAUAGACGAGUCCACGAAGCAAGUGUACUAUGGGAACAGCCUCACUUCUGAGACAAGUUGGGAUCGGCCUGGCAAGUGAUUGUAUCGCUUGAAGACGGCCAAGUUUUGUUUUGUAGAUAUCCCCUUACCUAAUUACGUAACUUGAUACAUAUCAGAUAUUACAACUGAAUGGAAGUGCCUGUCAUGUUCUGCGAAGAAA
Lolium perenne is the source of this 2791-nucleotide messenger RNA. RefSeq lists its product as uncharacterized. The record is from RefSeq and is a predicted model, not a curated record. NCBI's taxonomy places the organism in Eukaryota, Viridiplantae, Streptophyta, Magnoliopsida, Poales, Poaceae. Gene Ontology annotation, molecular function: protein binding.